Messenger RNA from Marchantia polymorpha subsp. ruderalis, 732 nucleotides. NCBI's taxonomy places the organism in Eukaryota, Viridiplantae, Streptophyta, Marchantiopsida, Marchantiales, Marchantiaceae. The record is from the annotation of a GenBank genome assembly.
AGAAGGGGGGGGAGGGGAGAGGGGGGUGGGGUCGGGUCGACGGGAGGGGCCACGACUGGAGCAGCGAGGGAGGGAGGGAGGGUCCAGCGUUGCGACUGGACUGGUGCACUGGAGUUGAUCAUGCUGCAGGCUGGGGCUGGGGCUGUUUGCUUGCUGGCCCGGUGGCAGCACCAGCACCAGCAGCGACAUACAUGAGCCAGGUUGCAUCAUGAGCCUCAAGAGUGUAGUUCACGAGAUGUAGGCCGCAGCAGCCUCGUGUGUGUCAUGUCUCACUCUCUCUCUCUCUCGCUCCACUUCCACUCGUCCGUCUCUUCGCGCGUCGGUUGACCCGACUCGAUUCCCUCCCUCCCUCCGCCUUACCGCAGCAGCAGCAGCGCUCAUAGCCUCUCGAGACUUGCCACCGGACGUUAGGACAGCACUGCGGCCCUCUGCCUGCCUGCAGACCGGAGUCACCAGUCAUGGGCCUCUGUGCCGGGAUCCCACCCACAUGCCCGUCCAUCCUCACGGACGGGGUCUGCAGCUUUCUCCAAGGCUGGAAAGAUCUCUCAGAGCCCACUUGCAUGGUCGCCGAUUUCCAACCUCCUCCGUCACUCCUUCCUCGAUGUGAUGUGUACAUCUGGACGUGGAAUGUGAGCUGCGUGGUGUUUCUGCUCCUGCACUGCGUAUGAGUCUUCUGCGUUGAGGCAAAAGGCCGCUCCUGCAUGUGCUCCCCUUAAUACAAAUUCACUUUCC